Messenger RNA from Humulus lupulus (European hop), 1900 nucleotides. Its product is annotated as probable WRKY transcription factor 57. Gene Ontology annotation, biological process: regulation of DNA-templated transcription. The record is from RefSeq and is a predicted model, not a curated record. NCBI's taxonomy places the organism in Eukaryota, Viridiplantae, Streptophyta, Magnoliopsida, Rosales, Cannabaceae. Bases 78 to 1391 code for a protein of 437 amino acids. The transcript has 4 exons. Gene Ontology annotation, molecular function: sequence-specific DNA binding; DNA-binding transcription factor activity.
GUGGGGCCACUGCCUUCCUCUCUCUCCAUGCUCAAAUAUUAGCCUCUCCCGUACUACCAUCAGAGCUUGGCUUCUUGAUGGGGACGUUUCUAACUUAUCUUUUUCUCUCAAUUCCAUUCCAUUUCCAUUUCCAUUUCUUCCAUCUCUUCUCUUUUAUACUUUCUCUCUCCUCUUAUUCUCUCUCUCUCUCUAUAUAUGAAAAUCUCUCUAAGUCAAUAUUUUCUUUCUCUAAGUAUCCCCUUCCAAAAAAUUUCAAAAACCACACUACUCGUCCUUUCACCAAAAACCCUAGCCACCACUCCUUAAGCUCUAGGCUUAGCUUCGCUCAUCGGUUUCCCUCUCACCAACAAAUUGGAAUAAUUUUUCGCCAGAGAUCUCGAAUAAUAGUUAUGGAUGAUGUGGACAAAUUCAAAUCCGAUCUAGGAGGUGGAGGAGGCGCAGGGACUGAGUUUGGGAGCCAGUCGAGCUGGACCCACUUCGGAGGCCCCGACUCGGACGACGGAGGCUAUUUCUUCUCCCCCGCCGACAGAGAAACCAGCAUACUGAGCGAAUUCGGUUGGAAUUUUCACACGGAGGAUGAUGAUCAGCUAGCCCGAACUACCGAGUCAGAACGGGCUGGGAAGUUAGAGAGGUCGAUGACGGCCGAUAUAGCAGAGAGCAGUACGGGCACCGAGAUCGCGGCUCGGAUCGGGUCGACGACGACGUCGAAUAAUCCGUCGGUGUCUUCGAGCUCCAGCGAGGAUCCGACGGAAAAGUCUACUGGCUCUGGUGGAAAGCCGCCACCCGAUCAGAUUCCUAACAACAAAGUGAAAAAGAAAGGGCAGAAGCGAAUGCGUCAGCCCCGGUUUGCGUUUAUGACUAAAAGCGAAGUUGACCAUCUUGAGGAUGGCUACCGUUGGCGAAAAUAUGGACAGAAAGCUGUCAAAAAUAGUCCUUUUCCAAGGAGCUACUAUCGGUGCACGAAUAGCAAAUGCACUGUGAAGAAAAGGGUGGAGCGAUCUUCUGAAGAUCCCACAAUUGUAAUCACAACAUACGAAGGUCAACAUUGUCAUCACACAGUAGGAUUCCCUAGAGGUGGAAUUGUCGCUCAUCCUGAUCUUGCUGCUGCCUAUCCCGGCAGCCACCACUUGACGCAGCCGGUAUCAAAAUUCUAUUAUACGGCAAUUAAUCCAUCCUUGAACACAGAAAGUAGUAGUGAUAAUAAUGCUUAUAAUAAUAAUAAUCCUAAUCUAGUUACCAAUAAUAUGAUUCAUCAGUCAAAUCAAGUAGUAACAAGUGAAGCUGGAAACUCCGCGCUUAUAAUAAUGAAAGAGAAAUCAAGUACUCCACUACAGGUUUCGGCUGAGGGAUUGCUCGGUGAUAUCGUGCCUCCUGGAAUGCGAAGUAGGUGAUCAUAUUCAUAUAAAUAUAAUAAGGGCAGUGACUUAAUUGUGAUGUGAACUGUGUACUAGCUAGUUGUUUCCUUGUGGUGACAUCGCAUCAUUACCAACACCUUGUAGUUCUCAUUGGCUAGAAACGUAUCAGCUACUGUUUCUGGGGAUCUAGAGUGCUUUGUGGACUAUCUUAUCUUUGAUUAUUAUUAUUGCUUGCUUAAUUAUAUAUUAUGUAUAUCCCAACAGCUUUUACUAUUCAACAAAUUAAAGGAAGCAACUUUAUUGAACAGCUUUCAUACACAGCCACUAAAAUACUCUCAAAAUAUGACUUAUUUCUGUUGUCUGCAUCCAGCUCCUGUGAUGAAAAAUAAUGGACCUAGCUAGCUAGGUUGAAUCAUUCUUUGUGUGCGUAUAAUAUACAUAAGACAAUAUUUUUUUCUUUCUGUACAUAUAUAAAACCACUCAUUUUAUUGAAUAAAAAAUGUACACAUGACAUUGUUUUGAAAUAUAUUAAAUAAUUAUCAGUA